Molecule: messenger RNA, 2907 nt
Organism: Arachis duranensis
Lineage: Eukaryota; Viridiplantae; Streptophyta; Magnoliopsida; Fabales; Fabaceae
Product: vacuolar sorting protein 18
Exons: 22
Coding region: 244-2907 (887 amino acids)
Biological process (GO): intracellular protein transport; vesicle-mediated transport; vacuole organization
Cellular component (GO): endosome; HOPS complex
Molecular function (GO): protein-macromolecule adaptor activity
Source: RefSeq, a predicted model, not a curated record
AAUUUUUGAAACUGUGAAGGACCAUGAUGGUCCAUGAGUUAUUAGGACCAUGGAAGAUGCCUCCUAGCUUCAGUUCUCCCAGCAAAACUAUCGCAAUUGAUCGUCUUCUCCGGUGUAUGAUGGGAAAAAAAAGUUAGUUCCAUGUGGAAGCAGAAACCACAGUGAUUUUGUUUUGGUAUCAGCAGUGAUCAAAACCACCGAAUUCCAAGUUUUCAGCUCUAAACCAUUCAUCCGUUGAUCAAGAUGGAUCAUGGGAGGCAAGUGUUUACGGUGGACCUUCUAGAACGAUAUGCUGCUAAAGGGCGUGGAGUUAUCACAUGUAUGGCUGCUGGAAACGAUGUCAUCGUCAUUGGGACCAGCAAAGGAUGGGUCAUCAGGCAUGAUUUUGGGGUUGGCGAUUCAAAUGAGAUUGAUCUCUCUGCGGGUCGACCUGGGGAGCAGUCGAUCCACAGGGUUUUUGUUGAUCCUGGAGGGAGUCACUGCAUUGCCACUGUUGUCGGUCCUGGGGGAGCUGAAACUUUCUAUACUCAUGCAAAAUGGACCAAGCCUCGAGUUUUGAGCAAGCUGAAAGGUCUUGUUGUGAAUGCAGUUGCCUGGAACAGGCAACAGAUAACCGAAGUUUCCACCAGAGAAGUCAUUCUUGGUACUGAAAAUGGUCAACUUCAUGAAUUGGCUGUGGAUGAGAAGGAUAAGAAGGAGAAGUAUAUUAAAUUUCUCUUUGAAUUAUCAGAACUCCCAGAAGCUUUUAUGGGCUUGCAGAUGGAAACAGCUAGCAUAAUUAAUGGGACUAGAUAUUAUGUGAUGGCUGUUACUCCUACUCGGCUAUAUUCUUUCACUGGCUUUGGGUCACUAGAAACUGUGUUUUCAAGUUAUGCAGACCGUACAGUACAUUUCAUGGAACUUCCUGGCGAAAUACCAAACAGCGAGCUGCAUUUUUACAUUAAGCAACGAAGGGCUGUACAUUUUGCAUGGCUUUCUGGAGCUGGUAUUUACCAUGGUGGCUUAAAUUUUGGUGGAGGGCAACACAGUUCUUCAAGUGGGAAUGAAAAUUUCAUUGAGAACAAGGCUCUUUUGGACUACUCAAAAUUGUCUGAAGGAUCAGAAAUGAUCAAACCAUGUUCAAUAGCAUUGUCUGAAUUCCACUUUUUGUUGCUUUUAGGGAAUAAAGUCAAGGUUGUAAACAGAAUUAGCGAACAUAUUAUAGAGGAACUUCAGUUCGAUCAAGUUUCAGAAUCAAAAUCAAAGGGUAUUAUUGGAUUAUGUAGUGAUGCCACAGCUGGCUUAUUCUAUGCAUAUGACCAAAACUCUAUCUUUCAGGUGUCUAUUGAUGAUGAGGGUCGAGAUAUGUGGAAAGUGUAUCUUGACAUGAAAGAGUAUGCUGCUGCUUUAGCAAAUUGCCGUGAUCCUAUUCAAAGGGACCAAGUAUAUUUAGUGCAGGCUGAAGCUGCAUUUUCAUCUAAAGAUCAUUUCAGAGCUGCAUCAUUCUAUGCCAAGAUCAAUUAUAUUUUAUCAUUUGAGGAAGUCACUUUGAAGUUCAUAAGUGCUGGUGAACAGGAUGCUUUGAGAACUUUCUUACUGCGGAAGCUUGAUAAUUUAGAAAAGGGUGAUAAAUGUCAGAUAACAAUGAUAUCCACAUGGGCAACUGAAUUAUAUCUGGACAAGAUAAAUCGGCUGCUUUUGGAAGAUGAAUCUUCUUUGGAGAAUAGCAAUUCAGAGUACCAAUCAACCAUUCAGGAGUUUCGUGCUUUCCUCAGUGACAGCAAGGAUGAAUUGGAUGAAGCCACCACGAUGAAGCUUUUAGAAAGUUAUGGAAGGGUUGACGAGUUGGUAUACUUUGCUAGCUUAAAAUGUCAUUAUGAGAUUGUAGUUCACCAUUACAUUCAGCAAGGAGAAGCUAAAAAAGCACUGGAAGUGCUUCAGAAACCUUCAGUGCCUGAAGACCUUCAGUAUAAGUUUGCUCCAGACCUUAUCGCCCUUGAUGCAUAUGAAACUGUGGAGUCAUGGAUGGCUACGAAGAACCUGAACCCAAGAAAAUUGAUUCCUGCAAUGAUGCGUUAUUCCAGUGAACCUCAUGCAAAGAAUGAGACACAUGAGGUCAUCAAAUAUCUUGAAUAUUGUGUUCAUAGAUUGCAUAACGAAGAUCCUGGAGUUCAUAACUUGCUACUUUCUUUAUAUGCAAAGCAGGAAGAUGAUAGUGCACUUCUACGUUUCCUAGAAUGCAAGUUUGGGAAGGGACAAAUAAAUGGUCCUGAAUUCUUCUAUGAUCCUAAGUAUGCCCUGCGCCUUUGCCUCAAGCAAAAAAGAAUGCGUGCAUGUGUUCAUAUAUACAGCAUGAUGUCUAUGCAUGAAGAAGCAGUUGCUCUUGCCCUACAGGUUGAUCCAGAGCUAGCAAUGGCUGAAGCCGAUAAAGUUGAGGAUGAUGAAGAUUUGAGAAAGAAGCUGUGGCUCAUGAUCGCCAAGCAUGUUGUUGAACAAGAAAAAGGAACUAAGCGGGAAAACAUAAGGAAGGCAAUUGCUUUCCUUAAAGAAACUGAUGGUCUCUUGAAGAUAGAGGAUAUAUUACCAUUCUUUCCUGAUUUUGCCCUGAUUGAUGACUUCAAGGAGGCUAUCUGCUCAUCAUUGGAGGAUUACAACAAGCAAAUUGAACAACUAAAGGAGGAGAUGAAUGACGCUACCCAUGGUGCUGACAACAUUAGAAAAGAUAUUAGUGCACUUGCUCAGAGAUGCACUGUUAUUGAUCGUGAUGAGGAAUGCGGGGUAUGUCGCCGGAAAAUAUUAACUGCCGGCAGGGAGAUUGGCAUGGGGCGUGGUUAUACGUCCGUAGGGCCAAUGGCUCCUUUUUAUGUGUUCCCUUGUGGACAUGCCUUCCAUGCACAAUGCCUGAUUGCCCAUGAUAUUCCAUUGUGA